Sordaria macrospora k-hell is the source of this 516-nucleotide messenger RNA. RefSeq lists its product as uncharacterized. Gene Ontology annotation, biological process: positive regulation of translational initiation; transcription initiation at RNA polymerase II promoter; positive regulation of nuclear-transcribed mRNA poly(A) tail shortening. Gene Ontology annotation, molecular function: single-stranded RNA binding; translation initiation factor binding; single-stranded DNA binding. Gene Ontology annotation, cellular component: RNA polymerase II, core complex; P-body. NCBI's taxonomy places the organism in Eukaryota, Fungi, Ascomycota, Sordariomycetes, Sordariales, Sordariaceae. The record is from RefSeq and is a predicted model, not a curated record.
AUGUUCUUCCUCCAUAACCUCGAACGCCGGGUUACCCUGCAUCCAUCCUAUUUCGGCAGGAACAUGCACGAGCUUGUGACGACGAAGUUGGUCAAGGACGUGGAAGGUACAUGUGCCGGUGAUUACUACAUCAUCGCCAUCAUGGAUGCGUUCGACGUUAGUGAGGGUCGCAUCCUCCCCGGAAACGGCCUGGCCGAAUUCACUGUCAAAUACCGUGCUGUGGUUUGGAGGCCGUUCAAGGGCGAAGUGGUCGAUGCCAUUGUCUUCUCGAUCAACCCUCACGGUUUCUUCUGCCAAGCUGGCCCGCUUUCCAUCUUUGUUUCCUCUCACUUGAUGCCCGAAGAAAUUCACUUCGAUCCUAAUGCGACGCCUCCUCAAUUCACCAACAACGCCGAUAUGGUUAUCGAGCCCGGUACACACGUGCGCGUAAAGAUUGGCGGCUUGAGAACCGAGUUGGGCGAGAUGUAUGCCAUCGGCAGCAUCAAUGGAGACUUCCUCGGAUGUCUGCAAGCAUAA